Molecule: messenger RNA, 2170 nt
Organism: Corylus avellana
Lineage: Eukaryota; Viridiplantae; Streptophyta; Magnoliopsida; Fagales; Betulaceae
Gene: PNT1
Product: mannosyltransferase family protein
Biological process (GO): GPI anchor biosynthetic process
Cellular component (GO): membrane; glycosylphosphatidylinositol-mannosyltransferase I complex
Molecular function (GO): GPI mannosyltransferase activity; alpha-1,4-mannosyltransferase activity
Source: RefSeq, a predicted model, not a curated record
AAUAAAUAAAUAAAAACUCUUUUUACUUUACCUUUUUGGUUUCACUCGAAGCUGAGUCUCCUCCACUGGUUCCGCCAUUGCUCCACCACCGAUGGUCUUUGUGAUUUUGAUUCCCAUAAACAUAAUUUUGUUGGUUUUUACGUUUUCAUUAUAGGAAUUUAAUGGGCUUGGAUAGUUUUUUUCUUUUGUGAGUAAUUUUGUGGUUUUUUUUUACUGUGUUCGAUCUUAGGGCGUGAAUCUUGAAAAUAUUGUGGCGUUUGGAAAAUUAAUUUGCAUUUGAUUUUUUGUUAGUUGGAAUUUUAGUUGAGGUAUCAGAAAAUAUGUAGCUUUCGGAAAUCUUUCGGUUUAUUGCCACUUCGUGGUUUUGGAGUAGAUUGUUUUGCGUAUUUUUCUGGAGAAGCAGCGGCUGUGCCGUCGGAGCAGCAAUGGGGUGGGAUUUCUCUUGAAUGGGGAAAGCGUCUUUGUCGACUGGUUUUGAGAAGAACGAAAAAUAAUUCAGUGUUUUCGUUUUCUUUUGGUUUGGUGAGAUAAGCUUAGGUGUUUGUUAUCUAUUGGAGGGCACAAAAGUGUGGGUUUGUGCCACAACCUCACAGAAGCAGCUCUCCUCCGUCGUACUCCGCUUCACUGCCUGGAGCUUAAUCAAACAACAGACUCCAACUACCAACGGUCACAUGCGACCAGAUCUCAAUGACUUCAGUAGGCGUUCGUUCACUGCUUCUAUUCUCUGCACUUUUUCGUGUCAUUCUGAUUGUAUAUGGAGAAUGGCAAGAUAGCCAUAUGGAGGUUAGAUACACGGAUGUUGAUUACGUCGUCUUUUCUGAUGCUGCUUCUUUAAUGGCUUCGGGGGAUUCUCCUUAUAAAAGAACAACGUAUCGGUACUCUCCCUUGCUCGCUUUUCUGCUGAUUCCAAAUUCAAUCAUUCAUCGCUCAUGGGGGAAAUUUCUCUUCUCAGCUUCAGAUUUACUUGUGGGCUUGUUUAUCCAAUCUAUUUUAAAGCUACGUAGGGUGCCUGACAAACUAUGCACCUUUUCUGUAAUGGUAUGGCUCCUCAAUCCAUUUACCUUCACCAUUGGAACCCGUGGGAACUGUGAGCCCAUUGUUUGUGCCAUGAUUUUGUGGAUCAUUAUCUGUCUUAUGAAUGGUAACGUGUUACAAGCUGCAUUUUGGUAUGGGCUUGUUGUCCAUUUUCGAAUUUAUCCUAUCAUCUAUGCACUUCCUAUUAUCUUGGUUCUUGAUCCACACAUCUUCCAAUCUGGUCAGAAGCCAGUCCUUAGUUAUUGGACUGCUGGUCAAGGAAAGACAACACAAAGUAGUACAGAUGUGACUUAUCACUGCACUAUGUGGACUGUAUUGAGGAAAAUAUUUACAAGACAGAGAAUUAUGUUUGGCUUGGUAUCUGGCAUUGUUUUCCUCUCUUUUACUGGUUUUUUCUUCUACUUAUAUGGGCGGGCAUUCUUACACGAGGCACUGCUGUACCAUCUUACUCGUACAGAUCCAAGACACAACUUCUCUAUCUAUUUCUAUCACAUAUAUCUCCAUUAUGAACAGAAGAUUUCAGUGGUAGAAAAGCUUAUCUCUUUUUUGCCUCAGUUCAUGGUGCAGCUGGUUCUUAUUUUCUGCUUUGCGCAGGACCUCCCAUUCUGUUUUUUUGUGCAGACAGUGGCAUUUGUAGCAUUCAAUAAGGUAAUUACAGCACAGUACUUUGUGUGGUUCUUUUGCUUGUUGCCUCUGAUACUGCCAUGGAGCAAUAUGAAGCUUAAAUGGGAAGGCAUAUGCUGCAUAUUUGUAUGGAUGGGAGCUCAAAUCCAUUGGUUGAUGUGGGGCUAUAUGCUUGAAUUCAGAGGCAAGAAUGUCUUCCUACAGCUUUGGAUGGCAAGCUUGGUGUUUCUGGCUGCCAAUACUUUUGUUCUCAUCAUGAUUAUCCGCCGUCACCGACACUCUCCGGUGUUUAAAGGGGUAGAGCAUACAAGUUCCAAAAAUGCAAUAAAACUUGAGUGAGGAACAUAGCCCCAUGAGUGAUGAAACUUGAGGAGCUUUCUUCAUCACGGUUUUGCCAUUGUCAUGUUAUUUUGGAAACUCUGUGGUGUUGAGCAAUUUCUUUGCUAUUAUUGCUUUGGGAAUUUGUAAACAAUGUUUUAUCAUAUAUGUCCCAAGAGGUAUUUAUGGGAUA